UAACAUGUGGGACGUGCGCAGCCCUGCGCUGUAUCCUGUCCCGUGAUUGGGACACUACAGAGCAGCCGCCGCCUCUUCCCGCCAUGGCCGCUCCGGUGCUCACAUCCAGGCAGAUUCAGAAUGUGGACACGGCUCUGGACAUGUGGGUCCCAGAAUACCAAGAGAUCCGUGGGAAGAUGAUGACUGGACACGUAGAGUAUCAGAUUGUGGUGGUCACGUCUCUACCUGCUUUCAAAUCGUCCAGACACAGGCCUGAGGAUGUAGUACAGUUUGUUGUAUCUAGAAAGUACAGUGAGAUUGAAGACUUCUACCACAAAAUAUCCACACUAUACCCCAAGUGUCCUCUGCCCCCUUUUCCACGGAAGGUGUUGUUUGUUGGGGAGACGGAUAUCAGAGAGAGGAGAACCACCUUUAACGCUAUUGUGAAGGCCAUUGCCCGCGAGGAGGAGCUGGUGGCAUCUCCAGAGCUUCAGGAUUUCCUAGGAUCAGCCAUUAGUGACUUUGUUGAGUCAAAGAGUGCAAGGCCGUAUGCAAACCAUUCAGAAGAUGGAGAUUUCUUCAAAGCUGAAACGCCAGCAGAGGACCCUCUUCUACAGAUAGAAAGCAAGCUGCCGAGCAAGAAAGCUGAGGUGCAGGAAGAAGAUGAGGAGGAGGAGAUGGAGGAGGUCGAUUUAGACCCGCUUGGCAUCAUGAAGGAAAAACGAGUAAAGAAGAAGCCCAUUGCUAAGAAAACUGAAGAUCCCAAGUUACCGUCCAAGUCCACAAUUGCUCUUUUUGAUGAUGAAGUCGAUCCGGAUGAAGAAUUGUUUAAAACGGUUUCAAAUAAUUCAUCUAAGAGCAAGAAAACUUACAAAGGGUCUGAUGAUAUAAAAUUAUUUGAAGAGCAAGACCUAGGAGGGAUUGUGAAACUAGGCGACUCCUUGCUGCUGCCAUCUGCAUGCAGUAAUGAUCCUUUCUUCAAACCAUCAACUGCGGAGGACACGGAUGCAUUGUUCCGAGUCGAAGAAGAUCUGGAGAAACUUUUAAAUCUUGGAAUGAAGACAAAGAAUAAGCCAAAGCCCCAAAUACCUGCCAAGCCCACAUUUCUGAAGGAGUCGAAGAAUUUGGCCAGCCUGCCAAGCAUGGACACAAAGCCCUCAGAAACCAAUGUGGACGACAUGGACGAGUCAGACAUCCUUCGGUACAUUAAAGAGAACGAGUCUGCAGACAGUGACUCACUCAGUCUCUUUUAAAGGACUUGUGCUGAUCUUGCUUUCCUUUUGAAGUGUCCUUUAAGCCCUAUUUAAGCAGCUGCCUUUUUAGCUACCUCCCCUAGUGAUUAGGCAGGUAGGCAGAAUGUUAAUAAACUGUAGAGCAAAAGUCAAUCAUGAAAUUGUUGAUGUACUGCAACUUCCAGCAGGCCUUACAAUCAGCCCUUGAAGGGACCAGUGGUCUGGUUAAGAAACAAAAUUUUAAAUACGUUAUUAGAGAAAGUUCAAAGAUGGAGGAGGGGGGCUGUAUUCAGAAUCUUAAUCUGUUAGCUAGAAAGUGUACAUCCCACUCUGGAGGACCCAACACUAAUUGAUGUCAAUGGAUACCAUGUAGUACUACAUUUCCCCUAUGGUGGCGCUGCAGGGGAUUUGAACAUUUA
Bufo bufo (common toad) is the source of this 1630-nucleotide messenger RNA. It is a transcript of the gene HS1BP3, whose product is annotated as HCLS1 binding protein 3. The transcript is spliced from 7 exons. Lineage: Eukaryota; Metazoa; Chordata; Amphibia; Anura; Bufonidae. Gene Ontology annotation, molecular function: phosphatidylinositol binding. The record is from RefSeq and is a predicted model, not a curated record. Bases 84 to 1232 code for a protein of 382 amino acids.